UUUACAUAUGAGAGGAUGAGAGCGAGGGAGAGAAAGCGAGAGAGAGCGAGAGAGAAAUCCCACCAUUGUUCUUUCCAGAAACCCUUGGUCUCUUCUUUCUGAUUCAAACUUCAAUGGCUGCCAUCCCUGAGAGGACUCGCUCCCUCCACAACUUCUCUUUCCCCAAAUGGGGAAUCCAAAAAAACCUCAGGCUCAGGUGCAUCAAAACCAAUCCAAACGGAGACAUCUCAUCUCCCUUUCGAUCAUCAAUCCCAGAAUCCGACGGUCCAAACCGCUCCAGAACCUACCUCCAGCCCCUCCUUCAAUCCCCUCCUCCUUCUUCUACCCCUCCCUCAAGCCCGAAAUUACAAAACGCGCCAUCGGUCCGGAGAAAGGACGGCGACUUGAAGCUCCGGAUCUAUUGCCGCAAGUCAAGGACAGAGAAGGAAGGAGAGUCGAAUCAGCUUCCGUCCGUUGAUCGGCGGACCGAAAUCUGCGCUGCCGUGGAAGUGGAGAAAGAGGCAGAACUGCCGAGGAAGAAGCCGUGGAAUCUGAGAGAGAAGAUAUCCUGUCCCAAUGCGCGGAAUAGGAUUGGGAAUUUUUCUGCUCUGAUUCCGCCGCCAGCAGGGAAUAAGUUGAAAUCUCAGCGGUUGAGGGCGUUGGCUGCCGCAGCCUGCAGCGGAGAGAAUGGCAAGAAGGAGAAGUUGGAGUUCUCGAUCUCUCUGUCGAGGAAAGAGAUAGAAGAGGAUUUCAUGGCGAUUACAGGAUCGAAGCCUCCUCGGCGGCCGAAGAAGAGACCAAAGAAUAUACAGAAGAUAUUGGAUGCGAAUUUCCCUGGUUUAUUGUUAUCUGAGAUUACUCCUGAUUCAUACGGAAUUCCUGAUGUUCAUAUAUCUACAAAGAGGUAGAUAGAUACAAUCCUAACAGGAGUUUUAAUCUCUACUGAUUUUUUAGCCAGCGAAUCGCUGCUGCAUUGAGGCCCCUUCAAUCCAAGGUAUAUCUCACCAGGAAUCUGUAUAUAUGAGAAACAAAAAGAAUGAAAAAAAUGACAUUAUGUUCAGUUUUUGGCUUUUGUUUGAUGUGAUCCCAGUAUUAGUUACUAUAAAUAUCUCACUAAUAUUAUCAAUUCAAAUGAUUCUUGUUUUCA
Magnolia sinica is the source of this 1126-nucleotide messenger RNA. RefSeq lists its product as uncharacterized. The record is from RefSeq and is a predicted model, not a curated record. NCBI's taxonomy places the organism in Eukaryota, Viridiplantae, Streptophyta, Magnoliopsida, Magnoliales, Magnoliaceae. Bases 114 to 887 code for a protein of 257 amino acids. The transcript is spliced from 3 exons.